Molecule: messenger RNA, 5766 nt
Organism: Myotis brandtii (Brandt's bat)
Lineage: Eukaryota; Metazoa; Chordata; Mammalia; Chiroptera; Vespertilionidae
Gene: ANO7
Product: anoctamin 7
Exons: 24
Coding region: 1-2724 (907 amino acids)
Biological process (GO): calcium activated phospholipid scrambling; chloride transmembrane transport
Cellular component (GO): plasma membrane
Molecular function (GO): chloride channel activity; protein dimerization activity
Source: RefSeq, a predicted model, not a curated record
AUGGGCACAGCACCAGGGACCAGCCCAGACUCGCUGCCCGGACCGGGCUCUUGCUGGAAGUGGUCCAUGACCUCCGAGGCCUCUUCUGGAAGAAGCCACUGUGCCAGGAGCGGGAUGCUGCGGAGGCGGGCCCCAGAGGAGGACAGUGCUGUCCUAAUCGACAUGGCUCCGGGGAUGGAGAAGGGGGACUCUUACGGAAGCACAGCCAACACCUCACAGCCCGAUGGACACCAGGCGGCCACUUGCAGGGUGGGGAACCCUGCCAAGCCCCAGAUCGCAGACUUUGUCCUUGUUUGGGAGGAAGACCUGAGGCUGGGUCAGCAGCAGGACAGUGCCACCCAGGACAAGAGAGACACACACAGGGCCUGGCGGGAGACGUUCCUGGAUAACCUUCGUGUGGCUGGCCUGCAUGUGGACCAGCAUCAUGUACAGGAUGAGGACAGCGCUGUGCACUACAUCCUCCUCAGCGCCCCCUGGGCCGUGCUCUGCUACUACGCGGAAGACCUGCGCCUGAAGCUGCCCCUGCAGGAGCUGCCCAACCAGGCCUGCAACUGGUCGGCCAGCCUGCUGCAGUGGCUGGGCAUCCCCAAUGUCCUGCUGGAGGACGUGCCCAAUGUGCCCCCCGAGUGUUACUCCUGCCAGUUCAAAGUGAGCAAGCUGUCGAGGUUCCUCAGGAGUGACGACCAGGACACCUUCUUCACCUGCACCAACAGGCACCAGAUCCUGUUUGAGAUCCUGGCCAAGACCCUGUACGGCCAUGAGAAGAAAGGUCUGUUUGGGAUCGACCAGCUGCUGUCCCAGGGCGUCUUCAAGGCGGCCUUCCCCCUGCACAAGGGCCCCUUCACAACACCCCCUGAGGGCCCGUGGGCCCCUGGCCUCAACCAGCGGCAGGUCCUGUUCCAGUACUGGGCCCGCUGGCGCAAGUGGCACAGGUACCAGCCUCUGGACCACGUGCGCAGGUACUUCGGGGAGAAGGUGGCCCUCUACUUCGCCUGGCUGGGGUUCUACACAGGCUGGCUCCUGCCAGCGGCCGUGGUGGGCACGCUGGUAUUCCUGGUGGGCUGUUUCAUGGUGUUCUCAGACACACCCACGCAGGAGCUGUGCAGCAGCGCUGAUAGCUUCCAGAUGUGCCCACUCUGCCUCAACUGCCCCUUCUGGCUGCUCUCCAGCGCCUGCGCCCUGGUCCAGGCUGGCCGGCUCUUCGACCACGGCGGCACCGUCUUCUUCAGCGUGUUCAUGGCCCUGUGGGCAGUGCUGCUCCUGGAGUACUGGAAACGCAAGAGCGCCACGCUGGCCUACCGCUGGGGCUGCUUCGACUACGAGGACAUCGAGGAGAGGCCGCGGCCUCAGUUUGCCGCCUCGGCCCCCACGACAGCCCUGAACCCCAUCACCGGCGAGGAGGAGCCCUACUUCCCCAAGAGGAGCCGUAUGCGCCGCGUGCUGGCCGGCUCUGUGCUGGUGCUGAUGAUGGUGGCAGUGGUGGUCAUGUGCCUCGUGUCCAUCAUCCUGUACCGCGCCAUCAUGGCCAUCCUGGUGUCCAGGUCGAACAACACCCUCCUGGCAGCCUGGGCUUCUCGCAUUGCCAGCCUCACAGGCUCCGUGGUGAACCUGGUCUUCAUCCUUGUCCUCUCCAAGAUCUACGUGGCCCUGGCCCACAUCCUGACAAGAUGGGAAAUGCACCGGACGCAGACCAGGUUUGAGGACGCCUUCACCCUCAAGGUGUUCAUCUUCCAGUUCGUCAACUUCUAUUCCUCGCCCAUCUACAUCGGCUUCUUCAAGGGCAGGUUUGUGGGGUACCCAGGCAGCUACCACACCUUGUUUGGGGUUCGCAACGAGGAGUGUGCGGCAGGAGGCUGUCUCAUCGAGCUGGCUCAGGAGCUCCUGGUCAUCAUGGUGGGCAAGCAAAUCAUCAAUAAUGUGCAGGAGAUUCUCGUCCCGAAGUUCACGGGCUGGUGGCAGAAGUUCCGGCUUCGCUCCAAGAAGAGGAAGGUGGGGGCUUCAGCUGCUGCCAGCCAGACGCCCUGGGAGGCAGACUAUGAGCUCCUGCCCUGUGAGGGCCUAUUUGAUGAGUACCUCGAAAUGGUGCUGCAGUUCGGCUUCGUCACCAUCUUCGUGGCUGCCUGUCCGCUGGCGCCGCUCUUCGCGCUGCUCAACAACUGGGUGGAGAUCCGCCUGGACGCGCGCAAGUUCGUGUGCGAGCGCCGGCGCCCAGUGGCCGAGCGCGCGCAGGAUGUGGGCAUCUGGUUCCCCAUCCUGGCUGGCAUCACGCACCUGGCGGUCAUCAGCAACGUGAGCGCUGGGUGGGGGGAGGUCAGGGAGCAUCAGGGAGGCCAAAGGUGGAGAUGCCAAGAAGUCAUCUGCCACGAUCCCCACACCAAGUCCCAUAUUUCCUGCAGGUAUCGGGCAUUCAGGGAAGACGAUGGGCAUUAUUCCGGGACCUACUGGAACCUUCUGGCUAUCCGCCUGGCCUUUGUCAUUGUGUUUGAGCAUGUGGUGUUCUCCAUCGGCCGGAUCCUCGACCUCCUGGUACCUGACAUCCCUGAGUCUGUGCAGAUCAAGGUGAAGCGGGAAUACUACCUGGCCAAGCAGGCACUGGCUGAGAACGAGGCUCUCUUGGGGACGAAUGGAGCCAAGGACGACCAGCCCUCAGCCUCAGAGGAGAGUAUGGGCCCACAGCCUAGGCGACCAGAAGCCAGCCGGGCCUCGCCAGUCCCUUCCCUCUGAGGUCGCAGGGAUCAUGUUGGGGGCUGAGGGGCCUGGAGUCAGACCCACCUGGAGUGCAGAGCCCUCACGCCCUGGAGAUGAGAGGCCUCUUCCUCUCCUUCCCCUCCUCAGCUGCCUUGGGCCCCUGCUCCUGUGCCCUGCCUCCCAGGUCCUGGUUGCAGCCCCCACUGGCCACCCCUUUGGAGUACCCAAAGCCAGGCGACUAUAGCAGGGGAACCUGGUGGGCUGGGGCAUGCCUCCACCAUCUCCCUCCCAGCCCCAUGAGCCAGUAUCCUCUCCUUGCACUCACCCAGGGGCAGAAUGGCUCCACCCUGAGACUUGUUCCCAUCACCCCCACCCACCUCUGGGCACACUGCCUACUCCCCUACAUCUUUACUCAGAGCUGUGGCCCUUCCAGGCCUCAACCCUCCACUUCGUGCCAUCCUGGGUCCCUGCACCCACAGCCUCCCCUGCCUCUCCCUGCUCACUUCCUACUUGCCCAUCAGCCCUCACAUGACUCGUCUGCCAAUCCAGCCAGUGGACUCUGGGUCCUGUGUCCUCUCUGGUGUUUUGAUCCUGCUGUCCUUGGAAUGAUGGAAUGACCCCUCUCUAGGCCCACCUGCUUACACAGAGUCCUGCCUGCCCCCCAGCACUCUUAUGUUCCAGGUCACAACCUGGAGUCAGCUCAACCCCUCACCCACUUUCUCCACUCCCCAUUCCUAGCCAAGGGCUCCUGAUUCUGUCACCAUUUCUUGAACCUGGUGCCCCCUUUCACUCCCAGCCACUAUGAGUGGCCUCUCAGGCUAAAAAGCUAUACUGCCCAGCUCCCUCCCAGACUACAGCCUGAGGCUGAGGAAGGUUUGGAAGAAGACUCAAUUUUAUUCCCUGACCUGUGAAACACUGGUUUCCUGUAUGUUUACACAUGAUCAUCUCCAAAGUUGGGAGCACCUUAGUGCAUCCAGUUGGACCUUGUCCACUGACCAGCUUGUGAACCCCCUUCCACAUCCUCCUUCCAUCAACUCAGUUAACCGCUGUGCCCAUGCGUGACUCCACCACAGGGUGCUUGCCCUUGGCUGUGCACUCCCUGCUGGGUGUGUGUGUUUUCUCCACCUGUACCUUGUAAUUCAUGCUGGAAUAAACCUCCCGAAGUACUGUGCGCACCACUGGCUUCCUCGGGGCACACUCCUAGAUGCACUGUCAAACUUCCUCCAGAAGGGCCCAUCGAUACCUCUGCACAGCAUUCUUGCCAAUGUGGUGCCAUUAAAAACCCACCGCUCUGGCCUCAGGCAGCACUGUGUGCACUGCAGGCAGCGUUUCCAAAUGAGGUGAGCAAAGGUGCCAUUGGCACUGCUUUUGGGCAUCACUCAUUCAUCCACUUUGAGAAAAGGGACCGUCCUUUGAGCAGCAGAGCCGCCCAGUGGUGAGGCCAAAUGGUUCCAUUAUGCAGUGUCCUCACAACAUCCACAAGUAUUCUUCCAGUGGUUGCUUUAUUGCUUUCUCAAACUUUGUAAUUUUAGAGUAAAUCUAUUGAACAUAAGAAAAUACUUGAGUCUUAACUCAGGUUUUCUUGAAGUGAACACACACAUUGUAGUCAGCAUGUCAAUCUAGACAGCCUAUCAUCGGCCUAGUGCCUGGCAUGGACCCUCCCACCUAACCCCUUCCCACCCAGAGUGGCCACCACCUUGGACUCUAAUGCAGUGGAACCCAGAGUCUGACCCCGACCUUCAGGGGUGGUGCAUCAUGGGCCCAUCCUGCUGCCAUGUGCACUCCCUGUAGCUCUGACCCUUGACGCCUCAGUCCUCCCUCAUAUGACAGGUGGUUCCUCUGUAUCUGCCUGGAGGCUGGGAGCCAGUCCUGGGGAUACCUCAGUUUGCUGAUAGAGAUCAUUCAGGCAGAAUCCUGAGCUGAGUGAAGUAGCAAGGUACUGAACCAGCUGUGACCACUGCUGGCCUCCCACCAUGGCCCCUGCAGGGCAGUCAGUUAAUGUGGUGCUGAGAACUACAGAUGCCAGCUGGGAGAAUCGCACCAAAGAUGAGAACUGUUUAUGGAUGUCUGACCACUCGAGUGCCAUGGACUGAGAACACAUGUGGUGUGAUAAAACGAGCCUCGGCACACUGCAUCUGGUUUUGGGUUUUAUUUUAGAAUUUAUAAAAUUCCAGUGUCAUCCAUAUUCAUGAGCCUUUACACAUGUUUGCAUAUAAUCUCCAAACUCCAAAGUUAAGGCCAAGGGAUGGAUUUUAACUGUGGACACAUAUGAUAUGGAAGACAGUCAACAAGAGGAAAUGGACACUCAUGCCCCACCCCUGCCCAGGGCUCCUGCAGCAGCACCAGAGGCAGCAGGAGAGCCCCAGGCACAGUCACCUCAUGAGCCUGACUAACAGCCACACAGUGAGAACCCGCACAGUGUAGGAGAGGGGGCUGCACCUACAUUUAGGAGUAAGUGCAGAUGUGCAAACACCUGUUGGGGCAAUUAAAAAUCCACCUUUGCGGGGAGGGGGUUAGAUAUCACAGAAACAUGAGGUUCGGGCAGAUGCCAGAGGGCAGGGAGGGGUGGGAGGGGAGGGCAGUACACUGGCCAACAGGAAAGGCUCCAAAACUCAUGCAGAUAGAAGGAACUCCAGGGACCAGGGAGGUAGGGGAUGGUCCUGGAGAAAGGCAAAACAGCAACUUCCCUUCUCACUUCCUUUUUCAAUAGACUCCACCUAAUUUGGGGUCACCCAACCUAUUCAGCUGAAGCAAAUGUUUUCCUACCCCAAUUUAUCACUUCUACAUAUGGGCACAUUUGAGGCUGCUUGAGCUAAUGGGAACUCAGAGACAAUUGAUACCAGACUUGUGUUCAGCAAUUCUCGUCUAUUCAGGAAUUUCAGUCUAAAGACUGCCAAGCUGAGCAAUAACCGAAUAGAAAACUUCAUGGAGGGGGUGGUCAGGGAAGAAGUGACCUUCCCCAGGGAAGGGCUGGGCAAGGGGUACUAGUUGGCUUCUCUAGGAACUCCAUUAUUUGGAUGGAAAACUUGAGAGGGGCUCAGUCACCUCUACAGGGGUAGAGGUGGGGAUGGGAGACCA